Molecule: messenger RNA, 5567 nt
Organism: Uranotaenia lowii
Lineage: Eukaryota; Metazoa; Arthropoda; Insecta; Diptera; Culicidae
Gene: tim
Product: protein timeless
Exons: 16
Coding region: 929-4759 (1276 amino acids)
Biological process (GO): DNA replication checkpoint signaling; replication fork arrest; DNA repair
Cellular component (GO): replication fork protection complex
Molecular function (GO): DNA binding
Source: RefSeq, a predicted model, not a curated record
AUUUAAAUUCCGUGAUGCUGCAACAAGAGCAAAUAAAACAAAAGUGUGUAUGCAAAUCAGCUUGAAUGACGCAAAGUGGUUAGAGCUAUCAAAUAACAAGCUGACUGAAGUUUAGCUUCAUCUAAAAUACAUAAGUGAAGUACAAUUUUCGAGUUUCCAAAGUGUUUUCAAACUAAAAAUCCAAAAGGAUUGUUUCGAAUCAAGCGAUCGCUUCUAGCUAGGUCAAUAGUUAUAGCAUCUGGCUAAUCUACGUAAGUCAACAGAAUGCUAGUAUUGCAUUGCAUUUGAGUGCAUCUCUCAGCUAUAAUAGUGAUACCUAUCGCAUUGCAACAAAUCUGUGCGGUUUAGUUAGUAGUGGUUUACCCCAGCAGCAGUGAAGUACAGUCGCAAAUCGUUGCAUUUAGUGUGUUCCUCUGAGCAGCAGCAGCAAUAAUAACCGCGACAGAUAAGUUCCAUUGAAGUCACGUUUUUGCAACGAAGUGCACACAUAGGUACAGCUCUCAGUACAGAGUAAGCCUACGCACUUGCAUCGUCUGGAACUGGAACGUGGUAUAAAACGGGUGUUUUGGGUGCUGGUGUGAGUGAAAAAACAACAAGGUAGUGAUUGAUAUUAUCGAGACGAAUCGAAAGCCCGGAUCAAUGAUUAGCAGCAAAGGUUGAAGCGCAACGGAAUACGAUUGACCGGUAAAGCACCUCAAUGGCUUCGUUCGCACAUUUUUGUGCACACAAUUCUACAGCCGCCGUCGGUUUCCUGCGAGCCCCGCAACCCAGUUUGAACGCGUGGUGAAUCACGUAACAAUAAACCACAGUGACAUCGGUGGGCUUAUCCUGUUGGGAAGAGCGCUUGUUUUUCGGGAAUUUUAAAAUCCGGGACGACGGGUUAAUGCUUGUUAUUUCUCACGUGCUGUAAGCGACCUCAUCUUGAAGCAUGGAAUGGUUGCUAGUAGGUCCGCAGAUAAACAGCAUUUUCGGUUCGCUAGGAUCGUUUGUGGAUGACACUUAUCUGGUCGACGAUGAUUGCCUCGUUGCGCUUGAGGAAAUAAUAUGCAAGCUAGCCUUGGAGGAUGCCACGCUCAGGACGUUCCGCCGGGCGAUUGGAUUUGGACAGAAUGUGAAAAACGAUAUCAUUCCCCUGCUGAUCCAUUCAAAGGAAACUAAAAUAAAAGAUUCCGCCAUCCGGCUGCUGGUGAAUCUGACGGUUCCGGUAGAAUGUCUGCUAUCGGUGGAAAACGUUUCCCAGUCGGAAGUAGGACGGCAUACCAUAUUUGAGCUGAACAAACUCUUAUUCACCAGCAAAGAAGCUUUCAUCGAAUGGAAGGCUACCAAAGCUGUUAUUGAUCACAUGAAGACAAUGCUCGAGAGAGACACCAAACUUUCGAUUCAGAACUGUGACAGCAUUAACAAUUGUUUGCUCCUGCUGAGGAAUGUACUGCACGUACCGGAACCAUGUCCUUCGACAACACAUCCACAUCCGACCUUCAGUCACGGCGGGACCUCGUUACAAAAUCAAAUCAUCUGGAAUCUGUUUACCCAGAGCAUCGACAAGUUGCUCGUCCAUCUGAUGUCAUGUCCCCAUCGGGCGUUCUGGGCCGUUACCAUGGCCCAGCUGGUAGCCCUGAUGUACAAGGAUCAACACAUCAACACCCUGCAGAAGAUGCUGAACCUCUGGUUCGAAUCGACCCUUUCGGAGAGCUCCAAUGACAACGAAAGCAACACCACGCCCUCGAAACAGUGCAGCGGAGAUUCCAGCCCGAUGCUUACCUCGGAUCCGACCUCCGAUUCCUCGGACAAUGGUAAAUUGGGAUCUUCCAAAAGUAUUGCAGUUUACUCUAACCCCAUUACCCCACUAGGAAGUGGCAAAGCGCCAUCCUCAAAUAAAGACAGCGAUGAAGCGGAGCCCGAUAGCAGGAAGGGAGAGUUUCCUUCCAAAAUUAUCCAGGCGCGGGCCGCCAAAACGUACCAGAUGUAUCAAAAUCUGAAAAACUCCGAAGGAAGUGGCCCCGCGGCCUGGAGCCCCAGCAGUUCGGAUUCGGCACAAAGUCUCCGAUCGCCGACCACAGAUAACAACCAAGAAGUCAAAACCACUACAGUAACUGUUAGUACUUUCAGCAAAUUACACAACCUUUACUCACCGUUGCAGAUGCCCUCUAAUAAAAAGUCGUCAUCGGUUGAAUUGGGAUCUCCGACUUCCUCGGGAGGAUCAUGCUUGAACUUUUCGAAAUCCGACACAUUUGAGGCCACCAAAAAAGUAAUUGUUUCGAAAGUUUCCAAUCCUGACCCGCAAACACAAGCUCAGGAAACGAAGGUUAAAAAUCAAGUGUCCCUCUCGGAAACCUCGGACUGUGGCUACGGAACUCAAGCUGAGAAAGAAUCCAUUUCAACGUCCAGUAACGAAGAUGACGGACCGAACCGCAAGCCAGUGCAUCAGAAGCCUCCACCAAAUCAGAAACAGCGAUUGAACGCCGCCAAAAAACAACGUAAUCCAGUGUCGAUUCAGGAAAAGAAAGAACUCCGUCGCAAGAAGUUGGUCAAACGAAGCAAAAGUAACAUUAUCAACAUGAAAGGAUUGAUGCAUCACGUCCCCACGGACGAUGACAUUUCCAACUUACUGAAGGAGUUUACCGUUGAUUUUUUGCUCAAAGGCUACGGCCAUCUAGUUCAAGAGCUUCACGCACAAUUGCUAUCGGACCUGCAGGGAGUGCAGAUCGAUACAUCACACUUUUUCUGGUUGGUUACGUACUUUUUGAAGUUCGCUACCCAGCUUGAGCUGGAUAUGGAGCAUAUUAACAACGUACUGUCCUUCAACAUUAUGAGCUACCUAACGUACGAAGGGGUGAUGCUAUGCGAGCAGCUAGAACAGUCCAGCCAGCAAGAGCUUUCAACGGAUUUGAAACCGUGCCUCAGGAGGAUUCAUUUGGUGGUCACGGCGAUCCGGGAGCUCCUCCAGGCACUGGACACGUACAAGAAAAGUGCACAUCUAACAAAGGAGGACAAGGAUAAACUGGUACUGCUGCAGCUCCAGAUUAGCAGCACGGAGGACCUGAAAUGUUUGUUCGUCCUGCUGCUUCGCUGUUACAAUCCCUCCCUCCAGAGUCGUCAAUACUUACAGGAUCUGAUUGUGACGAAUCACAUGUUGCUGCUGCUACUGGAUGGGGUUGAGGAAAUUCCCGGAUCCAGCUCCGGAGACAUGCUGAAUCACAUCAAACAGUUUGCGAAUGCGGAAAUUAUGCAUCAGUAUGGUCUCUUGUUGGAGAAUUUCCGAGAAAACGGAGCGUUUGUGAAUGAUUGUAUUUUUACUAUGAUGCACCAUAUCGGGGGUGAUCUGGGUCAGAUCAAUGUACUGUUUCAGCCUAUUAUUUUGAAAACGUAUUCACAAAUCUGGGAAACGGAAUAUGAGCUGUGCGAUGACUGGUCUGACCUGAUUGAAUACGUCAUUCACAAGUUCAUCAGUACACCCCAGCCGACACAGCUCACGUUGCCAGACGAUUUGCCGGAGAUAAGUACCCAGCUGCUGACGGCCAAUCUUCUGGAGACUUGGACUCAGGAAGAGAAGGAUUCGCUGCACUGGUACUAUGUUCAGUGCAAGCAGAGCAAGUGUUUGGCGGCCGACAUUCUCAAGCUCUUCCAGGAAAACGGAAACAAGAAGAUAACUCGUGUGUCGAUAAUCGAGCAGCUGCGGGAACAGGACAUCAUCAAGCUGCAGGAGUACGAUGAGCUGAUGAAGGUGGAAAACCCGGACUAUGAGCGGAACGUCCAGACGCCGGCCUUUUCGGUGGCCUCCGGCAAUUCGGGAAAACAGGAGGACGAAGGCUCUUCGAUGUCGAAGGCGGUCGACGACAUUCAGGUCUUGCGGGAACGGUUGUUGAAGGAGAACAAAGGAAAGUUGAUUGUGUGGCUGCAGAAAAGUUUGUUGGACUGUUGCUUCGUGAAGCUGAAUCUGCUUAGCGGUAAUCUGUACGUGACUGCCAACAUCAGCGGGCAGUGCAGCGUAGUCAUCAUGGAACCGGUAUCGUACCACUGCAUUUUGAAAAAGAAAUCUAUACCAGUCAUACCGUGGAACCAGGAACAAUUCAGCAUACUCUCAUAUCAACCAUUCAUACUGUUGCUCCAUAAGCUGGGAUUCCAUUUGCCAGCCGAUGCCAAGAAAAUGUUCGUUCGAAUACCAGAAUUUUGGACUGCCGACAUCCUGUACAACAUUGCUCAGAAAUUAGGUCCCCUGGAAAAGUCCAUCAUCAAAUUCGACUUAAAGUACCUUAACAAGGCCCUGUCGAUGGAGAAGCAAGCCAGCAAGGAGGACGAGCCCUGCCGACUGGUCCCGGAACAUCGUCCCGACAAUUAUGGCGCAAUAGCAAGGUCGAAUAAGUCAAAUCCUGUUUGCAGAUUUACACCCGAAGUCACCACCAACUGGCUGCAGCUGGUCAUGAGCAACAAGGUCGUAGAAAGAACAUCGAUCGAUUCCCCAGGAACAUCUUCUGGUAAGCGAGAUGCGCCCAGUUUGCUUCAUCCGGGAUGUAUCCCGAGCCUGCAGACGUCUAGCCACGGCAAGCUGUCUCACGAUUUGUCCAUCAUCAUAGAGGCCACUAACGACGAUCUGCAAAUCGAUGACGUUAAGGACUCGGAUACGGAAGAAACCGAUGACGACAAGCUGGACUUUUCCGAUGGGCCCACCCUGGAGGAGCACGAUGUUAUGAGCGCCUGUGAGACGGCAUCGGUGGCAUCAGACCUAACGAGGAUGUACGUGAGCGAUGAAGAGCAUUAAGGUCCAUUUUGGAGGAUAUUUAAAAAGCUGGCUCCGUCGAGUUCGAAGAUAUUAAUCAGAUCGUUCAACCAGGAGUCCAAAAGAGCUUCUUGUGCAUGUCAAAAAAGUUUGAAUUUAAUAAGUUGUCAAAAUUAGUAAUCAGAUGUAAUUGAGCCCAUACAAGUUACCAUACAAUUAUUCCUUCAGUGAAAUCUGUGGAAUACUUAAGCAUCUAGAUGUUGUUACUAGUCUGACUGUUAAAUAAUAAAAUACAGGGAAAGUUUAGUUUGAACAAGGAGAACUUUGCAGUUGGGAACCUAUUUUGUACAAGAUAUAUUCCAGAAAUAUAGUAGAGCUAGGCACCAAGGCAUUGCAGAAAACCAGUGUGAGGAAGUAUUAGAGUGGCUUAUUAAAAGUUAGAAACGUAGAGUUUUUAUGAGAAAUAUGAUAAGUUUAUUAUUAAAAGAUUUAAUCCCAAAAAUGGACUAUUUUGAGACAGACUUUUAUCCUUAAGCUAGAAUUUAUACUGUAGCUAAAGUAAGUUCGAAUAAAUACAGACUAAGCAAACCAGAGAAAGAAUAAAAGAAAAACUAGAUUUAAAACGCGUUUAAUUGUGUUAACCAACCUUAAUAACGAGAGUCUUCAAAUAAACAGUAUAGAUACUUACAUGUAAAUUGAAUUUCUGUAUCUGAGUUACCUAUACACAAUGUCUUUUUGACCGUUGAAGAACUUUCAAACUGGUUUACCUGAACUCACACACAACUACAUAUGUUACCAUCUAGUUCAAAGUCAAACUUGUCCAGAAUAAAUAUAAAAAUUUGAUUUUGUC